AUGGGGACCACAGGUGAUGGUCAGGUCACGGUGAGCCGGCAGCCCCCUCUGCCUGGCCCACCCGGAGCUGUUUGCUUUGGCGGUUACCGGGGAGAGGGGUCGCCAGUGUCUGAGGACAGAUGCUGGACAGAGACUCGAGACUCGAGACCCCAGCCCCCUUCCUCCCCUGCCAAGACCACACUCUGUAGGGAAGUCCAGCCCCGCCCCCGCCAAGGCCAGUCGGUGCGGGAAGGGAGAGCCUACCCCCGCAGCAGCUGGGGAGGCCCCGGGGGGGGGGCAGCUCCCCACCAGCCUCCGCGCCUCCAUCCUCCAAGGCACCCGAAGACCCGGGGAGGAGGAGAGUCCCGGGACCCCGCCCGCCCUAGGCCCGCCUUACCUGUUACCUGGCGCCAGGUGGGCCGGGGCUGGGCGCUGCGCUGCACUCCGCUCGGCGCGGCUCAUGGGCACCGACUGCCCACCGCCAGCCCGCCCGGCAGCUCGGGCGCCGCCGCCGCAGCCGCUGCAAGGUCGCACGGAGGGAGGCGGGGCCGCCCCGGGCUGACCCUGUCCAUUCCAGAGGCCCCUCCUACCAGUGACUCACCCUGCCCGAGGGCCCGCCCAGGCCGGACUGUCCACCGACCUUCUCCCUUCCUCCGCCAGAGGCUAGGCCCCGCCUCCCGCCGCUCCUCCCCCCACCGUGACCUAGGCGUCACCCCCAGCGGCCUAGUCUGGGCCUGGGACACGCCCCUAAGCCGGCCACCAAGGCUCUGCCCCCACCCACAUGACCUGCCCCAUCACUUGGCCCUUCCUACCCCCAUCCGCUGGACUCGUCCUGAGGCCCCGCCUCUAGAUGAUAGACCCUGCCCCCCCCCCCCCCACGACCUCUAUGGCUCCGCCCCCCGGGGGGGGUGCUCGAGUCCGCGCUCCAGAGCCUAUCCAGUCCCGCGACCCCAUCCAGAGGUUGACCCUGCCCCCGUCUACGCCCCCAGCCAUCUUGCCCCACCCACACUCCAGGAUACGCCUCCAAUCGAUUAG
Molecule: messenger RNA, 1014 nt
Organism: Trichosurus vulpecula (common brushtail)
Lineage: Eukaryota; Metazoa; Chordata; Mammalia; Diprotodontia; Phalangeridae
Product: extensin-like
Exons: 4
Coding region: 1-1014 (337 amino acids)
Source: RefSeq, a predicted model, not a curated record